AUGUCGCCCCAGAUUAUUAAGGUGUUACUAAUUAGAGUAAAUACUUGGUGCGAUACUAUUAAUAUAAAAUGGUCUGUAUUUGAGAAAGUUAAUCAGUUGGUAUUUGACGAAGCCAAUACACUUAAAAAAUUGGAAUGUUGGAACAGAGGGACUAAAGGAAAAAUGAAUAAUUCAUUGAAAUCAUCAGAAA
Racocetra fulgida is the source of this 190-nucleotide messenger RNA. The record is from the annotation of a GenBank genome assembly. NCBI's taxonomy places the organism in Eukaryota, Fungi, Glomeromycota, Glomeromycetes, Diversisporales, Gigasporaceae.